This is a messenger RNA of Oenanthe melanoleuca, 4278 nucleotides long. RefSeq names its product activating transcription factor 1 (gene ATF1). Gene Ontology annotation, biological process: regulation of transcription by RNA polymerase II. The coding region runs from base 181 to 1122 and encodes 313 amino acids. Gene Ontology annotation, molecular function: DNA-binding transcription factor activity, RNA polymerase II-specific; protein binding; RNA polymerase II cis-regulatory region sequence-specific DNA binding. Gene Ontology annotation, cellular component: nucleus; ATF4-CREB1 transcription factor complex. The transcript has 8 exons. The record is from RefSeq and is a predicted model, not a curated record. NCBI's taxonomy places the organism in Eukaryota, Metazoa, Chordata, Aves, Passeriformes, Muscicapidae.
GCCGCUCUAGCCCGGCGCCCGCGCGCUCCGCGCCGCUGGGGCUCUAUGGCGGGGGCCCCACUCUAUGGUCGCGGCCCGCCCUGAGGCGGAACCGGGCCGGCACCGGGGCCGGCACCGGGCGGCGGCACCGGGCGGCGGCUGCGGCGCUCCCCACGCGCGGCCCCGCGGGGCUCUGAGCUGAUGAUGGAAGAGGUGCACAAGGGUGGCAGCAGCAGCUCUGUUCCGUCCCAGCCCUCAGCUGUACAAGGUACAACCCUGCAGGCAGCUCAGCUCUCUCAUAUUGCUCAACAGAUGUCUCUCAGAGGUUCUGCUCCCCUCACUGUGGUUCAGCUUCCUGGAGAGCAAGUCCAGGUGCAGGGGGUGAUUCAGACAGCUCAGUCCUCCUCUGUGAUCCACUCCCCUCAGGUGCAAACCGUGCAGGUAUCUUCCCUGUCUGAGAGUGAGGAUUCCCAGGACUCCUCAGACAGCAUUGGCUCCUCACAGAAGGCUCGAGGCAUCUUGGCUCGUCGUCCAUCCUACAGAAAAAUUUUGAAAGAUCUUUCUUCUGAAGACACACGGGAUAGAAAAGGAGAUGAGGAAAGUCCUGGGGUCUCCACUGUCACCUCCAUGUCUGUCCCCACACCCAUCUACCAGACAAGCACUGGACAGUACAUUGCCAUCGCUGCCAACGGGCUGCAGCUGCCGGGGGCAGACGGGGUGCAGGGGCUGCAGGCGCUGAGCGUGGCCGGCGCCUCCCAGCCCGGCACCAUCCUGCAGUACGCCCAGACCUCGGAUGGGCAGCAGAUCCUGGUGCCCAGCAACCAGGUGGUGGUGCAGACUGCCUCUGGGGACAUGCAGACCUACCAGAUCCGCAGCACGGCCAGCAGCUCCUCCCUGCCCCAGACCGUGGUCAUGACCUCCCCUGUCACCCUGACCUCCCAGAGCAGCAAGACAGACGAUCCCCAGCUGAAAAGGGAGAUCAGGCUGAUGAAGAACAGAGAAGCUGCCAGGGAGUGCCGUAGGAAGAAGAAGGAAUAUGUGAAAUGUUUGGAAAAUCGAGUGGCAGUCCUGGAAAAUCAGAACAAAACUCUCAUUGAAGAGCUAAAAACUUUGAAAGAUCUUUACUGUCAUAAAAGUGUGUAAGAAGAGAAGAUAAAAACCUUUGGGGACUGGUGAAAUAUCAAGAGGAGAAUUUUUUUUUUUUAUACUGAAUUUUUUAAACUAGAUGAAAGGUCAAAAAAAUGAAACUUUUCUACCUAUAUUUCACAGCUCAAAGACUCUAUAGAUUUUCUUUACAACAUGUUGGUGACAAAGUACAAACAGGAAACAAGAAAACCUCACCAAAAUUCCUGCUGGCACAACUGGAAACUGAGAAAUUCAAGAUUGCAGCUACAGAGGAAGGACAGUCACACGUGGCAGGGCAGGUGAUGAGAGUUUCUUUGAAAAUUCCUUUGACUAUCUCUGAUAAGAGAGGUGAAAUUUGGUUACAAAGAAAACAUGGAUGAAACAGAAUCCUUGCCAUAGCUGCCAUUAUUAGUAACCUUUAUAACCAGUGUAUGUUUUGAUUUCUUACUCUUUUUCAAGCCUUUUUCCUUCAGUUAUUUGUCUGUAAAUAUUUUUAUUUUAACCUGUAAGUUGGUAUUUACAGGUGCAGAUGAUAAAAAAGCUGAUACUUUGCUCGAGGUAUAAAUUAUGUUUUUACUCUUUCUCAGAUGACAAUUGAAAAAGUUGAGAUGAUUUUUUUUUUUUCCAUGUUUGCUGUGUUUAUCAGAUUGGGGAAGGAUCUGCAGAAGGCAGCAAGAGGUUUGGUCCUGGAAAUGUCUGAGGCAGGGAAACUUGUGUUGAUUUUCUUAGAGAAUUCAACACAUCAGUGAUUUUAAAGCACAGUGGGAGGGACAAGGACUGGUGACAAAAGUUCUGAAGAAAUUCUGAGAUUAAACUUCGGAAAUUUUUUAAUUUUGCAAGAGUUUGUUCUUAGUUCUGGGCAUGAGAAACAUCAAUCAUUGAAAAUUAAAUUGUGUGCUGAUCAUAUCUAAAAUUAACCACUCAGUGCUUGUCCUGGCCAGGGACUCUCCCAGGCUUUGGAACAUGAAACCAAAUAGAAGAAAAAUGAUGUAGUGAAAAAUGGAAGAUCUAUACCAAAGGGUUUUGAGGUUCUAAUCUCUGGUUUAUUGCUGGGAGUAGAAAAUUACAAUUUCCAGCCUAAUUUUGUAAGGUAGGAGCUAUUUUGCAAAGUAAGGGUGUCUUUGUAAGCAAAUUCUAUAUUGCAAACAGGGAGAUGGUUGGUAUAUUUUGUAGCUAAAUUGUGAUCUUUACAAAACCUGAAAUUGAGUUUCUAUACGUAUUUUGACAGUUUAUAUCUUUCAUUUUAGUAACCAAAUGAAAUAUUUUGUGAACCAGAUUUUCAAGGAUAUAUUUUUAUGGAUAGUACAAAGUCAAAUGAGAUCCUCUUUGGUGUAGGAGAUACUUGAAUUAAUUUUGUAUGUCUGUAGGCAACUUGCAGAAAAAAAUGGAUCCUGAAGAGUAUUGGGGGGGGGGGAAAGAGAAAAAAAAACAAAAAGCAGAUGAGGGCUUUUUACUCCCCAGAGUUGACAGUAUCUGCACAUUAGAUCUCAUUGUGUCAGAGUCCAGUUUGUACCAUUUUAAUUUGUUUCAGGUGAAAAUCAAAAGUUUGAAAUGACCAGGACACUCUACCUGGGGAGUCUCCAUUCUUGGAGACCCCCAGAGCUGUCUGGCUGUGGGGCUGGUGGCCAGGGCAUGGUCCUGGUGGUCAGGAUGUGUCCCUGAUGGCCAGGGCAUGGUCCUGGUGGCCAGGAUGUGUCCCUGGUAGCCAGGGCAUGGUCCUGGUGGCCAGGGAAUGGUCCUGGUGGCCAGGGCAUGGUCCUGGUGGUCAGGGAAUGGUCCUGGUGGUCAGGGAAUGGUCCUGGUGGUCAGGCUGUGUCCCUGAUGGCCAGGCUGUGUCCCUGGUGGUCAGGCUGUGUCCCUGAUGGCCAGGCUGUGUCCCUGGUGGCCAGGCCGUGUCCCUGGUGGCCAGGCCGUGUCCCUGGUGGCCAGGAUGUGUCCCUGGUGGCCAGGCCGUGUCCCUGGUGGUCAGGCCGUGUCCCUGGUGGUCAGGCUGUGUCCCUGGUGGUCAGGCUGUGUCCCUGGUGGUCAGGAUGUGUCCCUGGUGGUCAGGAUGUGUCCCUGGUGGCCAGGCUGUGUCCCUGGUGGUCAGGAUGUGUCCCUGGUGGCCAGGCCAUGGUCUGGCCAGGUGCUGGGGGUGACUGCAGUGCUUCUUGCACGAGCCAUGAACCAUUUCCAAGGCUGGGAUUGAAUCCUGCUCCCAGUCCUGUCCGUGGGGAUCUCACCAUGGGCUGGGAGCUCCCUGUGUGCUCAGCUCUGCUGGGAUUCCCAGCUCCGCUCCCUCCCUGGGCGUGGAACACUUACCCAUGGUCAGCCAGUGCUUUUGAUUUUUUUGGAAUUACUGGACUUGUAGCAGGCAGAGCUCUUUGCCAUGAGCAAUCUGCAUUCCACAAUCUCCUGGUUAGUGGGCUAGGAAAGGAUUUUUUUUUUUUCUCUGAAGUUCCCAAGUGUCUGAUUGUUGUGGGCACGAUCCCAGUGUGUUUCCUUUAGGCCAGGCUGCAGUGAGACUCCUGGUCGUCACCACAUCAGAAAAAAAAGUUUUGUGGCACAUCAGAAAUAAGGUUGGGGAAGUCCAAACCUGAGGGAGCUGCUCCUGGAGAGGUGUGGGUGUUUCCUGUUCCUCUGGUGGAAUUUCAGGCAGCUGGAGCAGCCUGGAACCUCAGAGAGCUGGACCUUGCCUCAGCUCUGUGACCUGCAGCUCUCAACUGCUCUGGGAGCUCUGUGCUAGCUCAUCCUCACUGUGUUCUCUUUUUUUUAUUAUUUUUUUUUUCUUUUGUAAUAUGGAACAAUAGUAAAAAAAAACUACCAAGUGUUAAGACUGUAAAAACCUGGUGGCCAAUUCUUGUAUCCAGCAAGGGAAGCACCUGUCCUGCCAGACACACCAGGAGUCAAUUUUUAUUAAAAUCAUGUCUUGGAAGGAACAGCUGGGUUUUCAUCGUGGGAAUAUUAAACAGUAACACAAGUUUGUUCUUUAAGCACUGAUUAUGAAGUUCUUAGUUUGGAUUUACUUUCAAAUCUCAGUUUUAAAGAGUAAAAUCUCAUUCUUGAGGGCAAGAGAUGCAGCAGCUGAUGUUGGUUCCAAACAGUCCGUGCUUUCCAUGAAUUGUAAAUAUUUGUUGAAACAAUUAAUGGUUGCAAAUUUUGAUCUUGGUAAAUAAAAUCGCUAAAAUAUUAUAA